GUUGAAGCUCCUUUUUUUCAGCAUUUUGUGUUAUGAAAUACAAAACCAGCUAAUUAAUAACUGUAUAAUGCGAUUAGGAAUUAGGAUUGUAUUAUUAUAGAGAAAACUUUAAAUACAAAAGAUAAUCUCAGAAACAAAAUAUUGGGAUUAAUUAUAGCAUUUAAUCAAUCAAUUCAGAUUGUUCUAGAGUUUACUGUCAACUUAGAUGCAUUAUUAUAUUUAUAUUCAAAUAGUUACUUCUCAGCUGUCAUGUGUUGGUAGUUUUCUGUGUGAAGCUUGUUUUUUUAGUGCUAGACAAUGAUGCUUUGGAUCAAGUUUUCCUUAGGAGUACUGUGGAAUAGAAAUGAAGCAAUUCCUGGAGCAAAAGAAACUAUAAAUGCUCUUCAAGAUAUGGGUAAGACAGUAAUCUUUGUCACAAAUAACAGUAGUAAGUCAAGAUAUGAAUACCAUAGGAAAUGUGAAGUGCUUGGUUUUAAAUCAAGUGUGGAUAGAAUAUUCCCAACAUCCUACUGUGUGGCAGUGUACUUGAAGUCCAUAGAUUUCAAAAAAAAGGUGUACGUCCUUGGAAGUAGUGGUAUUGCAGGUGAACUUCACAGUGCUGGAAUCCCUUUCCUACCUGUUGGUCCAGAUCCAAUGCCUGAAACAGAAUACUGGUAUAACUGGGUAGCAAAAGAGUUGAAAUUGGAUUCUGAGGUUGGAGCUGUAGUAGUGGGUUUUGACCAACAUGUUAGCUACCCAAAGUUAGUCAAAACAGUGAGUUAUCUCAAAGAUCCAAAUUGUGUUUAUAUAGCUACUAACAUAGAUGAACAGUUCCAGACAGAUUUGAAACAUCUAGUGAUUCCAGGAACAGGAGCUUUUAUUCGAGCAGUAGAAGCUGUGUCUGGGAGGACUCCCAUUGUCCUUGGUAAACCAGCAAAGUUUUUGUAUGAUUGUAUCAAAUACCAGUACCCAGACUUAGAUCCAUCGAAAGGCAUUAUAAUUGGAGACCGGCUUAGUACUGACAUCCUUUUGGGAAGGUCUACUGGGUUAAGGACGUUGCUGGUUUUAACAGGUGUCAGUGACCUGAAUGAAGUAGAAAGAUGCAGUAACAGCAACUGUGAAAACAAACAAAUGAUGGUUCCUGAUUAUUACCUUCCUAGUCUUGCUGAUUUAGGGCGACUAAUGGGAGUAAUCCAGUAGAUAUGUAUUUGUAAGCUUUGUUAUGGAACCAAGUAUAAUAGAUAACAUUUCUUGGUUUGCAUUGUGCUAAUUUGUUAUUACUUUUGCAUACCCCUACUAUGCAUAGCAUAGUAGUGUAUAUAUUAUUGUUCUUGUUUCUCUAUAUGUUAUUUCAUCACAGGUAUAUAGCUUAUUUCUAAGGAGUUACUUUUAUCAUAGUAUAUUAGUUAUUUCUGAAAAUGUCCCUAUUAUUGUACAUUAUAUUUCCCAUUAACUUUUCUGCAUGUUACCAACUCAGGGUUUCUUUAUAGUUCUUGGUACAGUGUAUAACUAUGCUGGCUUGCCUUGGAUUAGUAAAUUGUAUAAUUGUUCAAAUAUAUUUACAUAUUUGUAGUAAAAAAUAUUACAUUUCUUCCUUUAUUGAAAAUGUAUAUUUUUAGGAAGAAUAGACAAUAAUAGUUAAUUAGGUGUCUACUGCUUAAAAAUAUGAGAAACCAACUCAAAUGUUGACAUUUUGUAUGUCAUCAGAAUUUAAUGUGCCAUAACAUUGAUUAGGUUUAACAGUAAGGUAAAUUAAUGAUAGUAAAUUUAAUUAACUAUUAAAACAAUCUAAGAAUAAAUAUUAAUCUAUUAUUUACAUUACAGACAGAAUAAAGGGUAGUUUAAAAACUUUGUAUGCUUAGCACCUAGUAUAGUUUGUGGAAGAAAACUGGAAACAAUGUAUAAAAAGCUAAUUUAUAUUAAUAUUAUUUAAAAAGUGUGCUUAAAUUUUACUGUCUUCAUGGAAAAAGACUAUUAGUCAUUAAUAUGAAAGUAAGAAUUAAUACAAUUCAGACAGUAGCAAGAUGUACUUGCUUAAUUCUCCUGUGAAGUGGAUUGUUUUUUUGUAUUUAUAAUAUGAAAUACACAUUAUAAGAGUAAAAUUCCUAUGUAAAAGCAGAAGUGUAUUACUGAAACAUUAUUAAUAAAGUAUUAAAGGCAUACCAAUAGGA
Limulus polyphemus (Atlantic horseshoe crab) is the source of this 2150-nucleotide messenger RNA. RefSeq names its product glycerol-3-phosphate phosphatase-like. The coding region runs from base 298 to 1179 and encodes 293 amino acids. The transcript is spliced from 8 exons. Gene Ontology annotation, cellular component: cytoplasm. The record is from RefSeq and is a predicted model, not a curated record. Gene Ontology annotation, molecular function: phosphatase activity. NCBI's taxonomy places the organism in Eukaryota, Metazoa, Arthropoda, Merostomata, Xiphosura, Limulidae.